Messenger RNA from Funneliformis geosporum, 789 nucleotides. NCBI's taxonomy places the organism in Eukaryota, Fungi, Glomeromycota, Glomeromycetes, Glomerales, Glomeraceae. The record is from the annotation of a GenBank genome assembly.
AUGAAAAUAUUUGCAAUACCAAUAAUAAAAAAUCGUACAACAUAUUAUUGUCAUCAUAAAUCAAAAAAAGCAACACAUUUAACAAAAUUAACAAAUUAUGCAACAAAAAAAUGGGAUGCAUUAUCAAAUGCUGAUAAGAAGAGUUUAAAAGGUAGAAUUUAUAUAACGGGACAAAGAUUAUUAGAUAAAAUGGAUUAUCAAGAAUAUUUUCUUAAAGGUGUUCCUAUGAGGGAAGAAAGGGGCGAUGAUAAAAGUUCAGUACCAUUAUUGUAUCCUUCUGACGUAAUUACACCCGAACUAACAGUUGAUAGCCUUCAACGAUUGUUAGAGAACAGGCUACCGUAUCAUCGAAAAUACAUGAUUUACUCUGCAUUAUUUGUUCCCUUAUCAUCCACAUUUACGAUAGUUCCCAUUUUACCUAAUAUCCCAUUAUUCUAUAAUCUAUUCCGUUUGUACAGUCAUUAUAAAGCAUAUAAAGGAGCACAACAUUUAUCUCAUGUUAUGAAUGAUAAAAGGCUUGUCCCAACAGAUUCAAAGGAAUUAAAUAGAAUUUAUAAUGGAUUAGAUUUAAAUAAUUGUAGUGGUGCCAUUGAUGAACAAAGAAUUCACAACAUUGCGAAAAAAUUCGGUUUAGUCGCAUUGGAAGUUGAUGUUAAAAGAGCAAGAUAUCAAAUAUUAGAAAAAAUAAAAAAAGAGUCACAAGAACAGGCGAUUGAUGGGAAUGUCUCAAAUCUUGAUGAUAUUCAAAAAACGAAAAGUAAAGUUAUUCAUAAUGACAAAAGACUUUAG